AUGGCCGGGGCCGGGGGCGCCGCGCGGGGGCAGCUCCGGCCCUGCAGCCCGCGGGGCAGCGCGAAGCCCCCACCAGAGCACUCGGCCCCUCUGCCAGACGAGGGAGAAGCCACCAAAGCCGAGGCGCAGCGGCAAAGUGGGGAGCUGCUGAAACAGACGGCAGCCGAGAGGUGGAAAAUCGUCUGGGAGUGGCAGGAGCUGCGAGGGUUUCUGGAGGAGCAGGAGCAGCGGCUGCUGGCCCGGCUGGAAGAGCUCGAGAGAGCCAUUGCCCGGAGAAGGGAUGAGGGCGUCUGCAGCCUGUCCCGGGAGAUUUCCCUGCUCAGCGAGAGGGGAGGAGAUGAGGGGCAGCGGCCGCCGAGCCAACCCCUGCAGGCUGCCGGGAGCCCUGGGAGCAGGGAGGACGGGGCGUUGCCGGAGCCGGGGUUUGCGGAGCUGGAGAAGAGACUCCGUGAUUUCUCUCUGCAAAGCGCCCACCUGCAGGAGGUGCUGCUGGGAUUCAAAGAGACGCUGCGACUGGAGCUGGGGAGUGACACAGGCUGCAGAACGACAUCCGCCUUUCCCUCCGGAUGGGCCCAGCCUCCCAGGGGAUGGGGAAGGGAAUCGGCUGCCGGGGAGCUGGCUGAGGAUCCCUGGGGUGCAGCCUGGGACUUUGGGACCCCUGUGCCCCCUGAACUCUCCUGCCUGGGCGUCUCUCACAAUACUUUGCUAAUGACAAGCUGCAAACCCCUCCAGGAGCCGGUGACCUUCGAGGAGGUGGCUGUGUAUUUCACCAGGGAAGAGUGGGCUCUGCUGGACCCCGCUCAGAGAGCCCUCUACAGAGCCGUCAUGCAGGAGAACUAUGAGAAUGUGACCUCGCUGGGGUUUCCACUUUCCAAACCUGCGGUGAUGUCCCAGCUGAAACCAGGGGAAGAGCCGUGGGUCUCAGAUCUCCAGGGCUCGGAGGGAAGAGAGAUCCUGACAGGAACCUGCCCAGCAGGCGGUGGGACGGUGAGUGAGAACAAGGAGCAGAAUCUAAAGCAGGAAGAUGCUGAGCAUAUGGACCUGCAUGGGGGAUUAGCAGAAAGAACUCAAGGGAACGUGCCCAGGAGUCGUGAGGAAAGGCAGCAGGGAAACCAGGCAGGGGAAAACGUGGGCAAAUCCAUCAGUUGUGAGGAAAAUCACGAGGACCUCAAGGAAACCACAGCUCAGCAGAAAAUCCUCACGGGAAAGAGAAAAAACCUAUGCACUGAGUGUGGGAAAACCUUUCCUGGGCGCUCUCACCUUAUUAUGCAUCAGAAAAUUCACACGGGAGAAAGACCCUACGCAUGCUGUGAGUGCGGGAAAACCUUCAGUCGAAGCUCACAUCUUAUCAGACAUAAGAAAAUCCACACCGGAGAGAGACCAUAUGAAUGCGGGGAGUGCGGGAAAACCUUCUCUGUGCGUUCACACCUCAUUAUACAUCAGCGGAUCCACACAGGAGAGAGACCCUACGCGUGCUGUGAGUGCGGGAAAACCUUCACGCGAGGCUCCCACCUUAUCAGACAUCAGAGAACCCACACCGGCACCAGGCCCUAUGAAAUCUGGUUUCCACUUUCCAAACCUGAGGUGAUGUCCCAGCUGAAACCAGGGGAAGAGCCGUGGGUCUCAGAUCUCCAGGGCUCGGAGGCAAGAGAGAUCCUGAUAGGAACCUGCCCAGGAGAUGUAGGGACGGUGAGUGAGAAGAAGGAGCAGAACCCAGAGCAGGAAGAUGCUGAGCACAUGGAAAUGAAUGGGGGAUCAUCACAAAGCACUGAAGGGGACGUGUCCAGGAGUUGUGAAGACAAGCAGCAGGGAAACCAGCCAGGAGAGGAAGUAGGUCAAUCCAUCAGUUGGGAGGAAAAUCACCAGGAAACCACGGCCCAGAAGCGAAUCCUCAUGGGAGAGAGAGAAAACAUGUGCCCCGACUGUGGGAAAACCUUCCCUUGGCGCUCCCACAUUAUUGAACAUCAGAGAAUUCACACGGGAGAGAGACCCUACGCAUGCUGCGAGUGCGGGAAAACCUUCAUUCGACACUCGCAUCUUCUUAGACAUCGGAGAAUCCACACAGGAGAGAGACCCUAUGGAUGCUGCGAGUGCGGGAAAACCUUCACUCGACGCUCACACCUUAUUGAACAUCAGAUAACCCACGGAGGCUCAAGCCCCUAUGGAUGCUGUGAGUGUGGGAAAACCUUCACUCGACGCUCACACCUUAUUAGACAUCAGAUAACCCACGGAGGCUCAAGCCCCUACGGAUGCUGUGAGUGUGGGAAAACCUUCACUCGACGCUCACACCUUAUUAGACAUCAGAGAACCCAUGCUUGCCAGGAGCCCUAGGAAUGCUGUGACGGUAGAAAAAACUUUUCUGUUUGAUCAGCCCUUAUUAAUCGUCAGAGAAUCCAGAAAAGAGAGAGACGACCCUGUGAAUGUUAAAUAUCAGAGGGGUAGCCGUGUUCGUUUGGAUCUGUAAAAAGCGACAAAGAGUCCUGUGGCACCGUAUAGACUAACAAGCGUAUUGGAGCAUAAGCUUUCAUGGGUGAAUACCCACUUCGCUAGAUGCAUGUAGUGGAAAUUUCCAGGGGCAGAUAUAAAUAUGCAGGCAAGAAUCAGUCUAGAGAUAACGAGGUUAGUUCAAUCAGGGAGGAUGAGGCCCUCUUCUAGCAGUUGAGAUGUAAACACCAAGGGAGGAGAAACUGCUUUUGUAGUUGGCUAGCCAUUCACAGUCUUUGUUUAAUCCUGAGCUGCUGAUGUCAAAUUUGCAAAUGAACUGGAGCUCAGCAGUUUCUCUUUGGAGUCUGGUCCUGAAGUUUUUUUGCUGUAAGAUGGCUACCUUUACAUCUGCUAUCGUGUGGCCAGGGAGGUUGAAGUGUUCUCCUACAGGUUUUUGUAUAUUGCCAUUCCUGAUAUCUGACUUGUGUCCAUUUAUCCUUUUACGUAGGGAUUGUCCAGUUUGGCCGAUGUACAUAGCAGAGGGGCAUUGCUGGCACAUGAUGGCAUAUAACAUUGGUGGAUGUGCAUGUGAAUGAACCGGUGAUGAUGUGGCUGAUCUGGUUAGGUCCUGUGAUGGUGUCGCUGGUGUAGAUAUGUGGGCAGAGUUGGCAUCAAGGUUUGUUGCAUGGAUUGGUUCCUGAGUUAGAGUUGUUAUGGUGUGGUGUGUGGUUGCUGGUGAGAAUAUGCUUAAGGUUGGCGGGUUGUCUGUGGGCGAGGAAUGUUGUGAGUGCGGGAAAUCCAGACUGGAGAAAGACCUUAAGAGAUCAAAGAUGGUCCAUGCAGGAUAGACGCCCUACAGAUGCUCUGAGAGUGGGAAAAGCUUCUAUCAGAGGUCACACCUUAUAUCUCAUCAGAGAAGCCACAAAGGAUAUAAACACCAUAAAUACCUUGUCCAAGGCUAACAAUAAAAGUUUUUUUUUUCUGUAAUAUUUUUGCUAAUUCCCACAUGUGGCCUUUAAGGCUGUUCGCGCCAUUUACUUCAUUGUGUUCCCAGGUACAAUGGUCCAAUUUUGUUUUUUGCAGCUUGCCCUUCUUUGGGGUAAAUCUCCAAAGACCCUUUCCAUCAACUGCUUUGUUCUGUGAGUCAGAGGCGUAUGAGUCCCUCUUACUAGGAAUGCGCAUCAUCCCCAGGUUGGUGAAAUACAGACAACGUCAGUUAGUCAGAUUGUGGUCAAAUCUACCUUGGCCUUGUCUCCAUUGGCAUGUUUUUGUCGUUCGCUAGCUCCAGUGAGCUCUCCAGAUAUAAAAUCACAGCUGUGUUCUCUAUACCGACAUAGCCCGAAUAUACUAGUCUGGGUUAGCUCAUAUAUUUUCCCAUGACUUGUUCCAAUCUAGUCCACAUUUCCUAGUCUAGACAAUCCAUUAUCAUGAAGCUAAAACUUUUGCAAAUAAGGCAACUGAAUAACAAGACAGCGCUGAGAGAAGCAGGUUUCAGUGGAUCCGAGGACAAUGCAAUGGGAAAAUCGGUGGUCCUGAUUCUGAGUCAUCAGAUGUAACCUGCUUUAGAAUCUCAUUCUGUCUGCAACAGAAAAUGUCUUAUACAGAAGCUCCCCAACUUACGCAAACAUUCUGUGCCGGAACGCCUUGCGUAAGUCGAAUUUUGCAUAAGUCGGGAACGUAUCUCUGACAAUUACACGGGAAAAAAAAAAAGGUUACAGAACUUUUUCCGUAAGUCCAGUUUUCCGUAAGUCGGGUUUGCGUAAGCUAGGGAGCGUCUGUACCUCUGUGAGAGGUAGAUUUUUCUCUCUUUCCUGAAGGCUGCUUGGUCACACAACUGGAUAUUAGUUUUCUUUGGCAGAAUGUAGUUCAGAUGUAUUGGGGACUUUGAGACAAAUGACCAUUUGCUUCAAUGGUCAUUUCUUCCUUUAUUUAUGGUUUCCCCUCACCCCUCCGUGAUGGGAAAUGUUCAAAUGCAGCUCAGUCAACCAGAGAGAAUAUUCUCCAUUAUGGGAUAUGCUAUCGAGGAAACAGUCGCAGUUUUACAUCUCCUCCCAUUUGAAAUGGUGAACCACGGCACACCUCAAACGGUGCACGUAACUUACAUCGCUGGGUAUAAUCACAGUUUUGUUCAAUUAUUUAAAUCAGAAAUUAUUUCAAAUAAUCUGGGGAAAGAGUUCCCCAGUAAAUUACUUGGAACUAGGCAAAAUGCGCGGCAUUGGUUUCUCUAAUACAAGAACAAGGGGCCACCAAAUGAAAUGAACAGGUAGCAGGUUUAAAACAAACACAAGAAAGUAUUUUUUCACACAACGCGCUGUCAACCUGUGGAACUCCUUGCCAGAGGGUGUUGUGAAGGCCAAUACUAUAACGGGGUUCAAAAGGGAGCUAGAUAGAUUCAUGGAGGAUAGGUCCAUCAAUGGCUAUUACUCAGGAUGGGCAGGGAUGGUGUCCCUAGCCUCUGUUUUCCAGAAGCUGGGAUUGGGUGACAGGGCAUGGAUCACUUGAUGAUAACCUGUCUGUUCAUUCCCUCUGGGGCACCUGCCAUUGUCCACUGUCGGAAGACAGGAUACUGGGCUUGAUGGAUCUUUGGCCUGACCCAGUCUGGCCAUUCUUAUGUUCUCAAAACAGUUGUGACCCAGGCCUUAGAGGUGGUUAUUCCUGAAAAGAUCUCCUAGCUAAUCCUAACAGAGAGAAGUAGUGUCUCUAGCAAUGCAACUGUGGAGGAAAUAAUGGUUUUUAUUGUUGUUGUUUUUUAACUCCCCUUUUGUAAUGCUUCAGAUGUGUAUAAAAUAAAAUGGAUGUUUAAUGUCAGACAACUGCAGCAAGUUUACUCUUUUUGAAUAAACCCCCCACGUCUUGUACCAUAUAGUGAUUCUCAUCCAGACAUAUAUUUAGUUUCCAGUUUAGACCCGUUCCAUCAGAUUAAAAAAAUAAACUGGGCAUGUUUGGAGAAGCCAUGCCUCACCGGCACUUUUGAGAUUUUUGGCUGGUUUGGUAAAGGAUUCUUCUCCAGAGAAAUGUCAAUUUGCCCCCAUCCAGACCAAGGAUUUGGCAAGAACAUAGGUAGAAACAGCAGGCACCCAGUAGUUGGUUUUCACUGCAGAGAUGAAAGCUGUGGUGAGCUACGGUCCAAGUAAAAUUGUGCUUAGAACACAACUCGCUAGUUCAGUGGCAUUGAUUAGAGUCCCAAAGAUGCCACGGUUAGAUUGAAAUGGUCCUUCACCGUUUGAAUCCAAAGUUUCACGAGGCAAAGUGAAGCAUGAAUUCUUUUUCUCAGGACAUUCCUUCCUCAUGGAUCCCAAUUUGUCUGGACAAUAAGGACUUUCCUUCUGUGUAAGUGAUGGUAACCUAUUAGGGAAUGAGUCUGUCAAUCUCCAAGUUCAGACUGCAGGAUAUGUGAAUGUUGCGUCCUGAUUCUAUGCUUAGUCUCUUAGGGCUGGUCCACACUAACCCCCCAGUUCGAACUAAGAUACGCAACUUCAGCUACGUGAAUAACGUAGCUGAAGUCGAAGUAUCUUAGUUUGAACUACAAGGUACUUACCGCGGGUCCACAUGCGGCAGGCAGGCUCCCCCGUCGACUCUGCAUACUCCUCUCGCGGAGCAGGAGUACCGGUGUCGACGGCGAGCACUUCCAGGAUCGAUUUAUCGCGUCUUGUCUAGACGCGAUAAAUCGAUCCCAGAAGAUCGAUUGCUUACCGCCGAACCCGGAGGUAAGUAUAGACGUACCCUUAGUUUUGGUCUUGCGUUUUAUGUCUUUGCAUCACUUUUCCAUCUCCGGGUACUUGGAAAGAUUAAAAGUGUGAAAAUAGAAUAGAAUUGUUUUUUUUCUCAUGUUGCAAGCCUUCCCACAUAGUGUGAGACCCCUUCCACCCACACUUAUGGCAGAAGAGCCACAGAUAAAUUAACUUCCAGAAAUGGAAGGCACCUAUAUGGGUGUAAACCACAAGCUUACAGAAGGGUUCACUUGGUGGAUAUGGGUAUUAAAUGGAAUUAAAGGAAAGUAACAUGUAUUAUAAGAUUGUGUAAUCUUUGAUUAUGUUAUUGUUACCAGUGACAAUGAAAUUAAACAUGAAGUUCAUUAUUUAUGAAUGAACAAGAGACUAAUUAUGUGAUAACUUUCAUCUUUCCAAUAUAUUUCUGAUUAUAUUUCUCUUUUCAUUAGUAAUACAGUAGCUAAUUCUUAAAAGCUUAUUUGAGGUAUUUUACCUCUUAUUACUAAGGAAUUCUGAAAUAAAACCGUACUCCAAAGGUUGUGGUGAUGGAAUAUGGGAGAGUAAUCAUGUGUAUGAGAAUACAGAUAAGUAUAGACGUUAAUUAUUUCCAUUUCAGAUUUAUUCUGACAAGCUUUAAAGUCAACUUCUGUUCAGAGGACAACUCCUCAAGGAGAGAGGUUUGUAACCUUUUACCCAGUUAGAGUGUUUGGGGUACUUAGUUCCCCUAGUGCUUGUUAGCAAAGGAAAGACAGGACUUCUAUGAUGAGAUGUCCGUAUAUAUUUAUAAGAAAGGUGAUGGACACAUGGGGCCAUUACUAGUUUUUUUUGUUUUGUUAAAAGCUGCUGUGACCAGUUAUUUUUAUCGGUACUCAACCUUGUUUCCUUUUGAAAAGGCCAGAUAUUAAAGCAUAGCUACUGAACCGUUAGGCCAGGCUGUGGAGAUGUCCUCAAACCUGGCCUUGCUUUUCUUUCAUUUGUAUCUUUGGGGUUCACACAUCCUCACUGAAUGUGGUUCUCAAGAACACAUAACUGAAAAACUGCUGGAUUAGGGAAGAAUUUUCCAAAAUGAUGUUAGCCCAAAGUUUGCCUCAUUCCAACUUUAUUGGGUCAUGUUGUCGGUAUCCCAGGCAUACUUCACCCUGAUUUGCCCAGAGAUCUCAGGAGAGUGGAGUAAGCUGGAAUCGUCAACCAUAAGGACCAAGAUAUAGGCUGAAGUCUUUCACCUUUCCAGUCAACAAGCUCUCUAAGAAAGAUUGAUCCCCUCUGGGGAAGGAAGUCAUGUCAUCAGUGACCGGCUCUGGCAGUCUCCCUAUCCUUGAGAAAACUUAGCAGUGGGGAGUGCUGGGCCAGCUGCAACUACAGCUACUGCUCCUACUGUACGUGAGUCCGAACACUCCGAGAGCUGGAGAGUUCCAACCCCUCGUCAUUUCAGCGUUCCUUGUCCUAUUUUUUUAUCUUUCCUUCUUAUUAACUUGGAGAUGUCCCAGCUUUUCUAUUAUAUCAGGGCAUGUCUCAGUAUGUGCAUCAGUGCUGAUCGCCUGUGGAAUCCACACAGGGAACGCACCAGAUUGAAUAGUUCUCCAACUCUUAAAUAUCCCUAAAACUCUGCCCUCUGAAAUGCUUGAAUGUGUCCUCAUUCUGUGAAGUCUGAAGAAACUAAACUGUCAGCUGUAAAAUAUUCAGUGAGAGCUAUUAAACUUCUCCUAAUUAAAGCCCCAGUAAAGUCUGGUUCUGUGUUGGAGGGGGAAGGAGAAGGAUUUAGCCAAUAGGAAAUCUAAGGAGCAAGAUUUAAUUGGCUUUGGGGUUGUAGCUUAAACAUGAUACUGGAAUCCAUCUUAAACCUGGUACUUUUCCAUUUACAGGGAGGGGUGGGAAGCCAGAGAGAGCCAAAGGAUUCCCGCCUUGUGCCAAAGAUAUGUAAGGGAGUGGAACAGAACAAAGGGGACUGCCAGUCAUGAGAAAUCCCCAAGUUACCACCUGAGCUGGAACUAACAAGGGCUGUACCAGGGGAAAGGAUUGGGCCCAGACUAGGAAGGAGUCUAGUCUGUGAAAGCAGCUUAUUGGGACAUCUCUGAGGGUGAGAUUUACCUGUACUCAGUUUCUUAAUGUAUUAGGCUUAGACUUGCAUGUUUUGUUUUUAUUUUGCUUGGUAACUUACUUUGUUCUGUUAUUACUUGAAACCACUUAAAUCCUACUUUUUA
Molecule: messenger RNA, 8335 nt
Organism: Malaclemys terrapin pileata
Lineage: Eukaryota; Metazoa; Chordata; Testudines; Emydidae
Product: zinc finger protein 774-like
Exons: 13
Coding region: 1-2331 (776 amino acids)
Biological process (GO): regulation of DNA-templated transcription
Source: RefSeq, a predicted model, not a curated record